Messenger RNA from Gambusia affinis (western mosquitofish), 3100 nucleotides. RefSeq names its product E3 ubiquitin-protein ligase MARCHF6-like. Lineage: Eukaryota; Metazoa; Chordata; Actinopteri; Cyprinodontiformes; Poeciliidae. The transcript has 26 exons. The record is from RefSeq and is a predicted model, not a curated record. Gene Ontology annotation, cellular component: endoplasmic reticulum membrane. The coding region runs from base 219 to 3035 and encodes 938 amino acids. Gene Ontology annotation, molecular function: zinc ion binding.
UGAAUAAACCGUACUAUCAUGUGCUGUCGCUUUUGAGUAUGUAGUGCCUGCUAGUUGAAUAACUAUCAAGAAGCGUACGGAUUUUUUUUUAAACACAUGUUAUUCUGGCCAUUUGAAAGUAAACACGGUGCCAAAAUGUUUACUCAGAGAUAGCUGACGGCUGUCUCUUUUCCACCCCACCGUCGGGCUGCAUGUGUGGAGCUUAGCAGCCAGCCAAGAUGGAUACCGCAGAAGAAGCGGACAUUUGUCGAGUGUGUCGCUCGGAGGGCACCCAGGAAAAGCCUCUCUACCACCCUUGUGUUUGCACUGGCAGCAUUAAGUUUAUCCACCAGGAAUGCCUACUGCAGUGGCUGAAACACAGUCGGAAAGAAUACUGUGAAUUAUGCAAACACAGGUUUGCAUUUACACCAAUCUAUUCUCCAGACAUGCCGUCCCGUCUACCUGUCCAAGACAUCUUUUCAGGGCUGGUCACCAGUAUCGGGACGGCCAUCAGAUACUGGUGCCACUACACUCUGGUGGCCUUUGCCUGGCUAGGUGUUGUGCCUCUCACCGCAUGUCGCAUCUACAAGUGUUUGUUUACCGGCUCCGUGAGCUCUCUUCUUACCCUGCCAUUAGAUAUGCUUUCCACGCAGAACCUGCUUGCCGACUGCCUCCAGGGCUGUUUCGUGGUCACCUGCACGCUGUGUGCCUUUAUCAGCCUGGUGUGGCUCAGAGAGCAGAUUGUCCACGGUGGAGCCCCACAGUGGCUGGAGCCGAAUCAACCCCCUCUGGUUCCAAACCAGCCCAACCGUCCCGCACAAGCUAACGAGAAUCCGGCUGAUAACGGCGCAGCAGCCGAUGUCCCGGCUGCCGCAGAUGAGGCAGGGCGCCCCGGAGAGCACGGCCCCGACGAGCCGGACCGGGCCAAUCAGCAGGAAGCCGGCGACGAAGCGGAACUGGACAACAUCGAUGGAGAGGACGAGGAUGAAGACGGGGAAGAAGAUGAAGAGGAAGACGAGGAAGAGGGGAGGGAGGAGGACGCCGCUGAUGCCAACAAUCCAGGGCAUGAUUUGAACUGGAACGCCCUGGAAUGGGACCGAGCAGCAGAGGAGCUGACCUGGGAAAGAAUGCUUGGACUAGAUGGUUCCCUUGUUUUCUUGGAACACGUCUUCUGGGUGGUGUCUCUCAACACACUCUUCAUCUUGGUGUUUGCUUUCUGCCCGUACCACAUUGGCCAUUUUUCAGUUGUCGGGCUGGGCUUUGAAGACUAUGUCAAGGCCUCACAUUUCGACGGCCUCAUCACCACAGUAGUGGGGUACAUCCUCCUGGCUGUUGCUCUCGUAGUCUGCCAUGCUUUGGCUUCCCUCUUCAAGCUCCAGCGGCCCAGGCGCCUGCUGGGUGUCUGCUACAUUGUUGUCAAGGUUUCCCUUCUGGUUGUCAUGGAGAUCGGCUUGUUCCCUCUCAUUUGCGGCUGGUGGCUCGACGUUUGUUCGCUGGAAAUGUUCGAUGCGACGCUGAAGGACAGAGAGCAGAGUUUCGACUCCGCUCCAGGUACAACAAUGUUCCUCCACUGGCUGGUCGGCAUGGUGUACGUCUUUUACUUCGCUUCCUUCAUCCUUCUGCUCAGAGAGGUUCUUCGCCCAGGUGUGCUGUGGUUCCUGCGGAACCUGAACGACCCGGACUUCAACCCAGUGCAGGAGAUGAUUCACCUCCCAAUCUACAGACACCUCCGGAGAUUCACACUCUCAGUGGUUGUGUUCGGCUCAAUCGUCCUGCUGAUGCUGUGGCUCCCAAUCAGGAUCAUUAAGCUGCUCUCCCCAGCCUUCCUUCCCUACAACGUCAUGCUGUACAGGUGCGGCAAAUUCAGUCUGAGCCUCAUUUGGCGGUCCACGCAUAGUGAUGCGCCGGUCAGCGAGCUGUCGCUGGAGCUGCUGCUGCUUCAGGUGGUCCUGCCCGCCUUACUGGAGCAGGGUCACACCCGGCAGUGGCUCAAACGUCUCGUCCACGCCUGGACCUUCACGGCUGGAUAUGUGCUUGACCUUCACUCGUACCUCCUGGGGGACCACGAAGACUACGCCAACCAACCAAACAACGCGCCCAAUCAAUUGAACAACAACCGCAACCUGAGGCUCGGGGAGGGCCUUCACGCCGCCCACCAAGCCAUCCUGCAGCAGGUCGGUCCUCUGGCGUUCCAGCCCUACCACCGACCCCCCAACUUCCUCCUCAAGAUCGUUCUGCUGGUGGUCUUCAUGUGUGUCACUCUUUUACUCGCGAGUCUAAUCUGUCUUACACUCCCAGUGUUCGUGGGUCGCUGGCUCAUGUCUCUGUGGAUGGGCAGCGCAGUGGUCCAUGAGCUGUACACGACAGCCAGCGGCCUGUACGUCUGCUGGGUGUCCGUCCGGGCCGCCACCGUGCUGCUGUCCUGGAUGCCGCAGGGCAGGACGGUCAUCAUGGUCAAAGUUCAAGAGUGGACGCUCAUGAUCUUUAAGACGGUGGUGGUAGCCGUGAUGUUAGCCGGGGUCAUCCCUCUGCUGCUGGGCCUGCUGUUUGACCUGGUCGUCGUUGCUCCUCUCAGAGUCCCAAUGGACCAGACGCCUCUCUUCUACCCUUGGCAGGACUGGGCCCUGGGAGUCCUUCAUGCAAAAAUCAUCGCUGCCAUAACACUGAUGGGCCCCCAGUGGCGGCUCAAAGCGGUCAUAGAGCAGGUGUACGCCAACGGCAUCAGAAACAUCGACCUUCACUUCAUCGUGCGGCGGUUGGCCGCCCCCAUCAUUUGCCUCCUGCUGCUGUUGCUCUGUGUUCCCUACAUCAUCUCUAAGGGCCUCACACCGCUGCUGGGAGUGCAGCCGAAGAUGCAGAUACUAGUGGAGAGGAAGAUCUACCCGUUUCUGCUGAUGGUGGUCAUACUGCUGGCCUUUCUGUCCUUUCAGAUUCGCCAGUUCAAGAGACUUUACGAACACAUCAAAAACGACAAAUACCUGGUAGGACAGCGACUGGUGAACUACGAGCGGAAGACGGGCCGGAGCUCCUCCACCCCUCACCCCGCCUCCUCAUAAGUCUGACACUGCGGCAGCUCCUCACCUCCCGUCUUCAAACACUGCAUAUAAAACCUCUGACUGCA